Molecule: messenger RNA, 1482 nt
Organism: Rosa rugosa (rugosa rose)
Lineage: Eukaryota; Viridiplantae; Streptophyta; Magnoliopsida; Rosales; Rosaceae
Product: probable WRKY transcription factor 21
Exons: 4
Coding region: 498-1298 (266 amino acids)
Biological process (GO): regulation of DNA-templated transcription
Molecular function (GO): DNA-binding transcription factor activity; sequence-specific DNA binding
Source: RefSeq, a predicted model, not a curated record
AUCCUAUCCUUUUUGUUCUUCUUCCAAGUCUAGCUACGUCCCAUGUAAGUCUAUAUAUAAUUUUAUUCAUGCUAAAUGGUGAAUUUUGGAUCAUCUGCUUGUACUUGUGUUUUUGGGAUGAAAUCGUUUUUAUGUAUAAAACUAUGUUUCAACUUCCACAAACUAUUCCACUAUUUUUUUAUUUUUUUUGGCUGAAGAGAACUUUCGUAGAAACAGAGAACCAAAGAGAACAAACAGAGGCUUCCCAGAACAAGGAAGCAAGGAGAAAACAGAAGGAAAGAAACUAAAGCAGUUGUUUUUAAAAACUGAACAGAGGCCUUAAUGGGGACAAGCAAGGCCAUCAUACAGAAGAACAUUUGAGAGAGAGGAAGACGGAUGUGACACCCAGUUCACAGGGCACUUCCCACUGAUAACAAGACCAGCAACAAGGGUUGGAUUUCAAACUCCAUGAGGUUGCUAAAACUAGUCUUCAACAUGCGCACCACCUAGUUGCUUGUAUGUCUGACAAUAACCAAGAGAGAAGUGUUCAAGAAGUGAGCCUUGUUGCUCAAGAUGCAGUGAAGGAAUUCAGAAACCUACUUUCCCUACUUGAUGGAUCAAUGUCAUCAAAUCACAAGAGAAUCAGAAAGGGUCCUUUGCCGAAAUCCGGUGACAUAAACCAGGAUGAAAUGAUGGACAUUAGUCCUAAUUGUUCUUCAUCUCAUAUCAAAACACACGACCGUGAUCAUCAGCCUUGCUUGGUUACACAUUUUUUUAGCUCCCUUCAGAGAGAUCAAGCAAUUGCUAACUAUGACCAAAGCAGUGUGGUCCUUCCUAGCAAUAUAGUCAUGGGGUUGAACCAAUUCUCACAAAAGCCUAGCAGGACUUCAGUGAUCAGCAUGGAUGGUAGUAGCAUCAACACGCAGAUAGUUCGACAUUCAAUGUCUGAACUAUUGACUUCUAGAGACGGCACCUCUAUGUUUUCUUCCAAAAGGAAGAGUUGUGGGGUUAAAAGUGAAGAAGCCGGUACGGUAUGCCUAGCCUCUACUGGUAAAUGUCAUUGCUCAAAGAGAAGGAAACUAAGAAUAAAGAGAAGAAUCCGAGUUCCGGCUGUAAGCAACAGGCUAGCAGAUAUACCUCCUGAUGACUAUUCUUGGAGGAAGUAUGGGCAGAAACCUAUUAAAGGAUCUCCAUAUCCUAGGAGCUACUACAAAUGCAGCAGUGUAAGGGGAUGUCCUGCAAGAAAACAUGUCGAAAGAUGUCUUGAGGAUUCUACCAUGUUGGUUGUUACUUAUGAAGGAGAUCAUCAACACGCAUAGAUUACAUUUCAAGCACCUGCAGUUGUGAUUUGAAUUCGACAGUGGAAAUGAGAAUGGCCUGAAAAAGCUAAUAUUCGGCUUGAACUGGGGUUAGUUUGUAACGAUUCUUUUCUGCUCAAUCUUGCAACCUAUUAGAACUGUAACUUGCAAGUGAUGCAAUACUAUCCUGGGUUCAGAUGAUGAA